AUGCAGAUUUUUGUUUAACAUGCAAAGAAGGGUUUUAUUUGCUUAAAAAAAUGUAAUCAAUAUUGUCUUAAAUGCACUGAAGAUAAGUGCUUAACUUGCAAAUAAGAUUAUUUUUUGACACAAGGCCAAAAAUGUGUUAAGUGUGAUUAAGAAAGGUAAUUCUAAGAAAAUGGUCAAUGCAAAGAAUGUGAUCCUUCAUGCUUAAAAUGUAAUGGAACUGGAAAAACUAAUUGCACAUAAUGCAAAUUAUCUUUAUUUUUAUCUCAAAAGUAUUUAUUAUAAAUAUUUAUUAAUGAAUUCUAUUUGUAAUUAUUUUAAUAAUCUUAAUAUAAGCAAUGA
Tetrahymena thermophila SB210 is the source of this 339-nucleotide messenger RNA. Its product is annotated as zinc finger, lsd1 subclass family protein, putative. The record is from RefSeq and is a predicted model, not a curated record. Lineage: Eukaryota; Ciliophora; Oligohymenophorea; Hymenostomatida; Tetrahymenidae. The transcript has 3 exons.